Olea europaea var. sylvestris is the source of this 915-nucleotide messenger RNA. RefSeq lists its product as uncharacterized. The transcript is spliced from 3 exons. The record is from RefSeq and is a predicted model, not a curated record. The coding region runs from base 95 to 427 and encodes 110 amino acids. NCBI's taxonomy places the organism in Eukaryota, Viridiplantae, Streptophyta, Magnoliopsida, Lamiales, Oleaceae.
UUGGGACGAAACACAAAACGCUUUGCGCCUGUUCCCAGGGUUAUGCUCUCACUCGACCUCACCCCUAUGCAUAUUAUAAUUUCUUGAUUCCCAUAUGGCAUGGAGGCAAAUUCUAUUCUUCAACAAAAGAUUACUGUCAACCCCUUCUAUUUCUGUUACUGGGUUGGCAAGCUUUUCAUCGAAAUCCAAUCCUUACGUAGUGAAGGUUGGGAUACCGGAGUGUUUGAGUGGAGUGGAGAAAGGAUUGGAGCAGCAUGUGGAAAAGCUGGAGUCUGAAUUUGGCGACUUGCAGAAGCUUCUUGUGGCCCGCACCAUUAAGCUCAAGAGAAUCGGCCUUAAAUGCCAAGAGAGGAAGUUGAUAUUGAAGUAUGCCCACAAGUAUAGGCUUGGACUCUGGAGGCCAAGGGCCGAGCCGGUGAAAUCUUAACGACUCUUUGCUUGGGCAGUAUGAUAGAGUUAACUGUUGUGCUGGUUGGUAGUCGGUGUCUACAAGACUUCAUAAUCACAGGUUCUAAAUGUGCUUCGAGCCUCUCUCUUUUCUGCCUCCCUAUGGACAUUCAUUUGGUGAUUGCUAGUUGUUUACUAGGCAGAAAACAUGCACAUUUCUUAAGGUUGAAGAGCAAGGUACAAUUCGAGCCAAAGGUUUAUAUAUAUAUGUCUUUUUUUUUUGAGAAUUUGAAAGAAAGAUUCACCUUUAUUAUCUCCGUAGUUGUUUUUUUCCUUUCCCCCUUUUUUUUCAGUAGAAUAAGAUAGUUUUAUCGUCCAAUUGAUGUUAAAAUGUUGUGCCUAACAUUACAAAGUAGAAGUAGAGGGAACACAUUUAUAUUAACAGGCUAAGUUAUUACAGAGUAAAUAAUGUAUUUGUUUGUAAUUCAUCUUUAAGAUACUCCUAUGUUGACAGUCAAGUUCAUUUUU